Fragaria vesca subsp. vesca is the source of this 1571-nucleotide messenger RNA. Its product is annotated as TVP38/TMEM64 family membrane protein slr0305-like. The record is from RefSeq and is a predicted model, not a curated record. NCBI's taxonomy places the organism in Eukaryota, Viridiplantae, Streptophyta, Magnoliopsida, Rosales, Rosaceae. Gene Ontology annotation, cellular component: membrane. The transcript has 9 exons. The coding region runs from base 381 to 1199 and encodes 272 amino acids.
AAAAAGAGAAGUACACGCAAUGCACCGCCCAUAAUAACACCCGGAAACAACUCACCAAAUAGUCAUCAGAAGCAUAAUCAUCCCCACCAGACAUAAAUCCCUCCACAAAUAACCGAAUCCAGAUAGGGAUUUCAAUUUCCUUAAUCCUCCAAACUCCAAUCCCAAAUCCCCAAUCAAUCAAACAACUCAAAACAGAGCACAAAACUCCAAAACAGAGACAGGUUUUUGGAUUGGGGGAAGGAAGGUCACCUAGUUUUGGAGGGACGCAUACCCAAAAUCUGGCAAACCUUGGAGGGCUGAGGCCUCGUUUGCCGUUGAAGCAACCCAACAAUACAUACGACGACGACGAGGAGUGUAGGCCUUGGCGUCGCAGGCUUUCUAUGGCUCUCUCUUGGGGCUCCGCGCUAAGGAUCACUCUCCUCCUCCUCCUUCUCGCCGCCGUUGCCACCGCCUGUUUCACUCUCCCUGUUGAAAAGAUUUUGAAGGACUUCUUAUUAUGGGUUGAACGGGAUCUUGGCCCUUGGGGUCCGCUUGUGCUGGCUGUUGCGUACAUUCCUUUAACGGUCUUGGCAGUACCAGCUUCAGUACUCACUCUCGGUGGUGGUUAUCUUUUUGGCCUGCCCAUCGGCUUUGUUGCCGACUCAAUUGGUGCCACUGUAGGUGCAGGGGCUGCAUUCCUUCUUGGCAGAACUAUUGGGAGAUCAUUCGUCAUUUCCAGGUUGAAGGAUUAUCCUCAGUUUCGUGCAGUUGCAAUUGCAAUCCGAAAAUCUGGAUUUAAGAUUGUUUUGCUGCUUCGUCUUGUUCCCUUACUUCCAUUUAACAUGUUAAAUUACCUCCUGUCGGUGACUCCUGUUCCAAUUGGAGAAUACAUGCUUGCUUCAUGGUUAGGAAUGAUGCCGAUAACAUUUGCACUAGUAUAUGUUGGAACGACUCUCAAGGAUCUUUCUGAUGUGACCCAUGGUUGGGGUGAAUUUUCAAAGACCCGUUGGGCUGUCAUCAUACUGGGCCUUGUUGUAUCCGUGAUUCUAAUGUUUCUUGUAACAAGAGUUGCCAAGGCUGCUUUGGAAAAAGCUUUGGCUGAAAAUGAGGAUCUUGAUAUCAUAGAGCCACCAGAGUUACCUGUUUCUGAUACUCCUGGUCAUCUCAACGAGCCGCUUUUAAUCAAGAUAGAUCCCUCCGAAGACCAUCAUGAAAAAUGAAAUCCAUGUUGUGUAAAUUCUUUAACCUACCUUCUCUCACAGUGCUAUGCCUAAUUUAUACUCCAGGAUGUGGUAAUUUUUAUCUACAACUUGUACAGUUCGGCUCAUCUUUCUAGAUUGUAACUUUGGACAAACACUACUUAUUUGACUACUAAGAUUGUGUUAUUUAAGUGUAGUUUGUUUUUCUAAGUUGAAAUAAAAUAGUAAAAGAAAAAUCAUUUGAGCACACAAAUUGAGUUCUUUACCUUGGUUUUCUGUAGCAACAGACAAUAAAUGAGUUGUUCUAUUUUGUGUUUGUUUUGCUUGCCUCAUUUGUAGCCAGAGUUGUAAGUUUUUGGCUUCUUUGCUGCAUUCUAUUCAAGAAUUCAUUUU